AUGACGGGAGGGGCCUCGAUAUGCAAAUCUGAGCUGCUGAUCGUUGACGCGCCAUCACCCCACGCGCCGCUUCGCGCGCCGAUUGGCCAGGACAAGCCUGGUCCCAUUGACAACAAACAAGGGGGCGCGCGCGGCCUGGGGGCGGGGCCACAGAGGGCGCGGGUUGGGGCGGGGCAAUGCCGCCCCGCCCCGCCCGCGCGGCGCAAACAUGGCGGCGGCUGGCACCGGCCGGUGAGGCGGUACCCGGCGGGGGCUGUUGGGUGUCAUGGGCGGCCGCGGGAUCUGCUUCGGGGCGCCUCGUGUCCGGAAGCGCAGCGAGGGUCGUGGGGUCGGGAACGCGGAGCCGGGGGCGUCGCGGGGGCCUGGCGGGAGCAGCCAGAGGAGAGCGCGCGGCCGCUGCCUCCUUCGCGCUCCUACACGCGCGGGCCGAGUCUCCUGGCUCCUGGGAAAACUUUGGGCAGCGAGCGGCUGCAGAAGCAAGUUGCUGAUGAAGCGAGUGGUGGCGGCGGAGUGUGGACGCAUCUCUCCGGGAUAGAGACCCGGGCGCUCCUGCUGUCGCGCUGCAAAGGGAAGAUGCUGCAGUUUGUCAGCAAUCAAGUGGGAGAGUUCCCUGACUUGUUCUCAGAGCAGCUGUGCAGCUCCUUCCCUGGCGGCGGUGGAAGUGGCAACAGCGGCAGCAGCAAUGGCGGCAGCAGCAGCGGUGGCGGAGCCGGAGCUGGGGACCCCUCGGUGCAGCGGUCCUUCAGCCAGGUCCCGUUACCUUCCUUCUCGCCCUCGGCUACCUCCCCCCAGGCUCCAGCCCUACAAGUCAAGGCUCCCCCCACCGUGGUUCCCCCUCCGCCAAGGGCAACUCCCGUUCUUCAGCCCCGCCCCCAGCCCCAGCCCCAGCCUCCAGCUCAGCUGCAGCAGCAGACAGUAAUGAUCACCCCGACAUUCAGCACCGCUCCCCAGACGAGGAUCAUCCAGCAGCCUUUGAUAUACCAGAACGCAGCUACCAGCUUUCAAGUCCUUCAGCCUCAAGUCCAAAGCCUAGUGACAUCCUCCCAGGUGCAGCCGGUCACCAUCCAGCAGCAGGUGCAGACGGUGCAGGCCCAGCGGGUGCUGACGCAGACAGCCAAUGGCACGCUGCAGACCCUCGCCCCGGCCACGGUGCAGACAGUUGCUGCGCCCCAGGUGCAGCAGGUCCCGGUCCUGGUACAGCCUCAGAUCAUCAAGACAGAUUCCCUUGUUUUGACCACACUGAAGACAGAUGGCAGCCCUGUGAUGGCCGCAGUCCAGAACCCAGCCCUCACUGCCCUCACCACCCCCAUCCAGACAGCUGCCCUUCAAGUUCCGACCCUGGUGGGCAGCAAUGGGACCAUUCUGACCACAAUGCCUGUGAUGAUGGGACAAGAGAAAGUGCCCAUUAAGCAGGUACCUGGGGGAGUCAAGCAGCUCGAGCCCCCCAAGGAAGGAGAAAGGAGGACGACACACAACAUCAUUGAGAAGCGGUAUCGCUCCUCCAUCAAUGACAAAAUCAUUGAGUUGAAGGACCUGGUCAUGGGGACAGAUGCCAAGAUGCACAAAUCUGGCGUUCUGAGGAAGGCCAUUGACUACAUCAAAUACUUGCAGCAGGUCAAUCAUAAACUGCGCCAGGAGAACAUGGUGCUGAAACUGGCAAAUCAGAAGAACAAGCUCUUGAAGGGCAUUGACCUAGGCAGCCUGGUGGACAAUGACGUGGACCUGAAGAUCGAUGACUUUAAUCAGAAUGUCCUUCUGAUGUCACCUCCGGCCUCUGAUUCAGGGUCCCAGGCAGGCUUCUCCCCCUACUCCAUCGACUCUGAGCCAGGAAGCCCUCUAUUGGAUGAUGCAAAGGUCAAAGAUGAGCCCGACUCUCCCCCUGUCGCACUGGGCAUGGUGGACCGCUCGCGAAUCCUGCUGUGUGUCCUCACCUUCCUGUGCCUCUCCUUUAACCCCCUGACUGCCCUGCUGCAAUGGGGAGGGGCCCACGACUCGGACCAGCGUCCACACUCAGGCUCUGGCCGCAGCAUGCUGUCUCUCGAGUCAGGUUCUGGGGGCUGGUUUGACUGGAUGAUGCCAACGCUCCUCUUGUGGCUGGUGAACGGUGUGAUUGUCCUGAGCGUCUUUGUGAAGCUGCUGGUCCAUGGGGAGCCAGUGAUCCGGCCGCAUUCGCGCUCCUCAGUCACCUUCUGGAGGCACCGGAAGCAGGCAGACCUGGACCUGGCCCGGGGGGAUUUUGCAGCUGCCGCUGCAAACCUGCAAACCUGCCUGUCGGUGUUGGGCCGGGCACUGCCCACCUCCCGCCUGGACCUGGCAUGCAGCCUCUCCUGGAACGUGAUCCGCUACAGCCUGCAGAAGCUGCGCCUGGUGCGCUGGCUGCUCAAGAAGGUCUUCCAGCACCGGCGGGCCACCCUGGCCACUGCUGCAGGCUUUGAGGAGGAAGCUAAGACCAGCGCCCGGGAUGCAGCCCUGGCCUAUCACAGGCUGCACCAGCUGCACAUCACAGGCAAGCUUCCUGUGGGAUCCGCCUGUUCAGAUGUACACAUGGCUUUGUGCGCUGUGAACCUGGCUGAAUGUGCAGAGGAGAAAAUCCCCCCGAGCACGCUGGUUGAGAUCCAUCUCACGGCCGCCAUGGGGCUCAAGACCCAGUGUGGAGGCAAGCUGGGCUUCCUGGCGAGCUAUUUCCUCAGCCGCGCCCAGAGCCUGUGUGGCCCCGAGCGCAGCGCUGUUCCCGACUCGCUGCGCUGGCUCUGCCACCCCCUGGGCCAGAAGUUUUUCAUGGAGCGGAGCUGGUCCGUGAAGUCGGCUGCCAAGGAGAGUCUGUACUGCGCCCAGAGGAGCCCAGCCGACCCCAUCGCCCAGGUGCACCAGGCCUUCUGCAGGAACCUGCUGGAGCGAGCUGUGGAGUCCUUGGUGAAACCUCAGGCCAAGAAGAAAGCUGCAGACCAGGAAGAGGAGAGCAGUGAAUUCUCCAGUGCUCUGGAGUACCUGAAAUUACUUAAUUCUUUUGUGGACUCUGUGGGGAUUGUGACCACCCCCUUCUCCAGCAGCUGCGUGCUCAAGUCAGCCCUUGGUCCAGACGUUGUCUGUCGGUGGUGGACGUCCGCGAUCACCAUGGCCAUCAGCUGGCUCCAGGGAGACGACACAGCUGUGCGCGCUCACUUUACCGAAGUGGAGCGUGUUCCCAAGGCCCUGGAAGUGACAGAGAGCCCCCUGGUGAAGGCCGUCUUCCACACCUGCAGAGCUAUGCACGCCUCACUCUCCGGGAAGGCGGACGGGCAGCAGAGUUCCUUCUGCCACUGCGAGAGGGCCAGUGGCCACCUGUGGAGCAGCCUCAACGUCAGUGGGGCCGCCUGCGACCCAGCCCUCAGCCAUGUGGUCCAGCUGCUGACCUGUGACCUGCUCCUGUCGCUGCGGACAGCACUCUGGCAGAAACAAGCAGGAGCCAGCCAGGCCCUGGGUGAGACCUACCACGCGUCGGGCGCUGAGCUGGCUGGCUUCCAGCGGGACCUGGGCAGCCUGCGCAGGCUGGCACAUAGCUUCCGCCCGGCCUACCGCAAGGUGUUCCUGCAUGAAGCCACCGUGCGUCUGAUGGCGGGGGCCAGCCCCACCCGUACCCACCAGCUGCUGGAGCACAGCCUGCGACGGCGCACUGCUCAGAACGCCAAGCAUGGAGAGGCGGACGCCUGGCCCGGCCAGCGAGAGCGGGCCGCCGCCAUCCUGCUGGCCUGCCGCCACCUGCCCCUCCCCUUCCUCUCCCCGCCGGGCCAGCGGGCGGUGCUGCUGGCCGAGGCCGCCCGCACCCUGGAGAAGGCGGGCGACCGGCGCUCGUGCAGCGACUGCCAGCAGAUGAUUGUCAAGCUGGGGGGCGGCACUGCCAUCGCCGCCUCCUGA
Lipotes vexillifer (Yangtze River dolphin) is the source of this 3894-nucleotide messenger RNA. It is a transcript of the gene SREBF2, whose product is annotated as sterol regulatory element binding transcription factor 2. The record is from RefSeq and is a predicted model, not a curated record. Bases 1 to 3894 code for a protein of 1297 amino acids. Gene Ontology annotation, molecular function: DNA-binding transcription factor activity, RNA polymerase II-specific; RNA polymerase II cis-regulatory region sequence-specific DNA binding; protein dimerization activity. Gene Ontology annotation, biological process: positive regulation of transcription by RNA polymerase II; positive regulation of cholesterol storage. Lineage: Eukaryota; Metazoa; Chordata; Mammalia; Artiodactyla; Lipotidae. Gene Ontology annotation, cellular component: nucleus. The transcript has 22 exons.